Molecule: messenger RNA, 549 nt
Organism: Papaver somniferum (opium poppy)
Lineage: Eukaryota; Viridiplantae; Streptophyta; Magnoliopsida; Ranunculales; Papaveraceae
Exons: 2
Coding region: 1-549 (182 amino acids)
Source: RefSeq, a predicted model, not a curated record
AUGUGUGGAGAAGAAUCUACCACUCAUAUGCUUAUUCAGUGCACCUUUGCAAGGAGUGUUUGGAAUGCUAUAUCACAAGAUAUUGCUCAAGAAAUAUCCAGUGUUCAAGACAUACAACAUUGGAUAAAAACUUGGAGUAAUACAUAUUCAAGCAUAAACUUCAAGAAGCAAGAAACCAUCAACCUCAUUGUGAUUGCUUUGUGGUUUAUAUGGAAGGCAAUAUGUGAAUUGGUGUUUGACAACAAAAGAAGCUCUACUAAUAGCUUAAACACAGAAUUAGAGAUUUCUGCCAGAACUGAAGGAAGCGGAACUAACAUAAACAGAUGGAACCCUCCUCAAAGAGGAUGGCUAAAAAUCAAUAUUGAUGCUUCUGUUCCACCUGGUAGUAAUAUUGCUGGAAUUGCUCUAAUUAUUAGAUAUUUUGCAGGUCAAUUGGUGGAAGCCUGGACAAUGAUAGAAAGAGUGAGGGAUGUGACCCAAGCAGAAGUUGUUGCAGCAUUAAAAGCUCUCCGAUGGAUAUAUCAACUUCAACUGCAGAAUGUUACCUAA